AUGGAUAUUGUGGCUGCCGAUUACGAUAAGCAUACAAAAAUAUGGAGUGGUCCAAAAAUAGCACCACUCCACAAUAUCGAACAUCAUUCGGUGGGAAGGAUUUUGUUUGGACAAUUGCGAACACAUCCGAAGAAUAUUUUAUUGAUAGAUGACGAUGUCAAUAGAAGUGUAACCAAUCAGGAAGCCCUCACAUGGGGUAUUCGCAUUGCUCUCUUCUUAAAGAGUCGACGCAUGCGUCAUGAUGAUGUGGUGGGUAUUGUAGCUCGUAACACAACCUAUCUGACAUCUGUUGCCUUGGGAUGUUUCUUUAAUUGUACACCAUUUCAUGGAGUAAAUGCCAGCUAUCAAGAAGCUACUCUCAGUCACUGUUUUGGUAUUACUAAACCCGCAAUCAUUUUCUGUGAUGGUCAGGAUUAUGAAAAGGUUAAAAAUGCUACCGAAUCCUUUAAACCCGAUAUUUUUACCAUAAGUGAACAUAUUGAGGGUGUGGCAUCUAUACUGGAGCUACUUGAAACCAAUCCAAAGGAAUAUUUUUAUCAGCCAGAAAAACUAACAUUGGGCGCUGAUCAAACCGUCUGCAUCAUGUGUUCGUCGGGAACCACGGGAUUGCCAAAGGCUGUUACAAUAUCGGCACAUAAAUUAAUGUUUGAGCACCCGUAUCUCCUAACCAGUGAGGAUGUUAUUUACACCCCCUCCGCCUUGGAUUGGAUGAGUGGUCUAAUGAUUACAUUGAUGAACAUUUAUAUGUGCUGUACACGAGUUAUAACCAGUAAACCAUUCGACCCGGAGCAUUUUAUUGGCUUGGUGAAAAAAUAUAAAAUAACCAAUACCACCAUAUCCCCCGUACAGGUUGUGGCCCUAAGAGAAUCUACCCAAUUCAUAGCGGAAAAUGUAUCAUCUAUCAAAAUUUUAAAUUGUGGUGGUGGUUAUAUUUCCAAACAAACCUUGGCCUACGUACAAAAUAUCCUACCUAAGGCAAUGAUCUGCUUCGGAUAUGGCCUCACGGAAGCUGGUGGUGUAUCGGGUUACUUCGGUUUAGAACGUGGUAAUUCGGUGGGAAAACUGGUACCCAACAUACGUCUACGUAUUGUUAAUGAUAAUGGUGAAAAUCUUGGACCAAAUGAGACUGGAGAAAUUUGGGUCAAUUAUCCACAUCAUUGGGCCGGAUAUUAUGGCAAUCCCAUUGAGACACGACGUAUCUAUGAUUCCAUGGGUUGGUUCCAUACCGGCGAUUUAGGUUAUAUGGACAAAGAUGGUUUCCUUUAUGUCAAGGAUCGUAAAAAGGAUAUUCUGAAAUAUCAAGGAUUACAUUUUUGGCCGGGUGAAAUUGAAAAUGUUAUACGGGAGUUGCCAGAUGUGGUGGAUUGUUGUGUUGUCGGUGUGUACGAUGAACGUCUGGGUGAGGUACCCGGAGCCCUGGUGGUAAGAAGAAAUGGUUCUAAUAUUAAGGCGGAAGAAAUUGUCGAUUAUGUCAAGGAGCGAUUGAUGGAGCCACAAAAACAAUUACACAAUGGUGUGUAUUUUGUCGAAUUGCUGCCUCACAAUAGUAAUGGUAAAAUUUUAAAACGUGAGGCGAGAGAUUUGUUCGAAAUGUUAAUGAAUGGGAAAUAG
Messenger RNA from Musca vetustissima, 1611 nucleotides. RefSeq lists its product as uncharacterized. The record is from RefSeq and is a predicted model, not a curated record. Lineage: Eukaryota; Metazoa; Arthropoda; Insecta; Diptera; Muscidae. Gene Ontology annotation, molecular function: long-chain fatty acid-CoA ligase activity. Gene Ontology annotation, biological process: fatty-acyl-CoA biosynthetic process; long-chain fatty acid metabolic process. The coding region runs from base 1 to 1611 and encodes 536 amino acids. The transcript has 5 exons.